AUGUCUUCGACAACUUCACCAUUCUCACUCGCUGCCAUCAUGAACGAUCCCGCCCCACAGAGCGCACACUCUUCAAGCGGUGAAUCCGACCAUGAAUCCUCAGAGCAGGCUCCUCGCCCUUAUGAGUGCCAUCUCUGCGACAAAUCUUUCUUGCGCCUCGAGCACCAGACCCGCCACAUCCGCACUCACACCGGCGAAAAACCCCACCCCUGCGACUUCCCCAACUGCGACAAGCGCUUCUCCCGAUCCGACGAGCUCACUCGCCACAUGAAGGCCCACACCUCGGCCUGCAAAAACGGCAAUGCCGAUCUCCUCUCGACCUCUCCUCACCACUACGCCACCUACCAGGAUUACCUCCAGGCCCAAGAGUCGGCCGAGUGGGCACGGAAACACAUUUGCCCCGUUCCCAACUGCUACAAGUCCUUCACCCGGUCCGGCCAUUUGGCUCGCCAUAUCCGCUCCCACACCUCUGAGAAGCUGUUUGUCUGCCCCGUCGAGAGCUGUGGUCUGGGCUUCACUCGCUCGGAUGCCCUUCGCGAGCACGCCCGUACCCACGUCCACCGCACCCGUAGCCGCAAGUCGGACGAGUCCAAGGACGGAAGCAGAUCGGCAUCCUCCAAGUCGGCCUCGCAUUCGCCUGCCAGCACCGCCCGCUCUUCAAUGUCGCCCUACCCUAUGUCGCCCUCGCACUCUGAGUCUGAGGAGUCGAUGUCUGAUUUCCCCUCCUGGGCUAGAAUGACCCCUAUCCACCCUCCCAACAACAUGGCUCAGUCGAACAUGGACCGCGCCUUUGCCCAGCAUCACCACAACCAGGGUUCUUUCAACCAUAACAACAACUUCCAGAACCUUCAGACUCCUCCUUACUCUCCUCCUACUUCGCCCCGUUAUGGCAGUGUCAGCUCGACCCGUUAUUCGGUCGCCCCUUACCCUCAGUUCAAGAACCAGUCGAUGCCCCAGCCCACGCUGCCCUCACUGAUGGAGGCCAACUACCACCUCCACCAGCACCGUCGCCAGCAGAACAGCAGCAGCCACCGCAUCAACGACAUCCUGAACGGCUCGACACAUUUGUCGCUCCCCCUGCCCACCCCUAGCAACAACAACAGCAGCAGCAGCAAUCAUGGACAGGGCUUUGGAUCGGAUUACAACAACAACAGGACCUUGCCUCCCAUCUCGUCCUUGCUCCCCAUCUUUUAA
Messenger RNA from Linnemannia hyalina, 1194 nucleotides. Lineage: Eukaryota; Fungi; Mortierellomycota; Mortierellomycetes; Mortierellales; Mortierellaceae. The record is from the annotation of a GenBank genome assembly.